UCGAAAACGAAGGCCCAUCUUAGAAAUUCUCUCAACUGCAUCCAGGCUGCACCGAACGUUAUUACCAGCGCGAACGAUUUUCAGUCGCCAGGCAGGCAGGCAUGGAAAUGGAAUCGGCGGCGUUAGACUUAGACAUGGAACGACUAAGCAUAUACAAAGCAGCUCGGACCAUAAAGCGCAGAGAUAACACUCUCUACAACGCUCUCCGCUCGAUUUACGAGGACUCUAUCUUCGUCGGUGAGAUCUCUCAGAUAUGGCCGGAGCUUCCCUUGCUCGCCAACCUCCGUUGCGGCCUCUGGUACUCCUCCAACUUUCAAUCCACCUGUUAUUUCAAAUCCACUGAUGGCCACACCAACAAUUGGUCCUUCAAUACCUCUCGCCUCAACCUCCACGUCGCCCUCCUCGCCGGACAGAAGGGAGGAUGCAUGAUUGUUGAUUCGACCAGAAAAGGGAAGAGAUUUCCAGAUAGUAUGUCAAAGACCAUUCCGAUUUGGACCUGUGUAUUAAAUCGUGCAAUCUUCAAUUACAGAAAUAGAUCAGUGGGAGGUGGCUCUGGAAGUCCCCAGGAUAGAGUCUCUUCUGAUUGGGAUUGUUCCUUGCAUCUUCCCCUCUGGGUAUCAGAAACUGAGAAAUUGCUUAUUGAGGACCGCUUGGAAGGUUGGACCGCGGAACUAGAGGCAAGUGGAGCUGACAUUGCGUCUCUUGCUUUGUCCCUGGAAAAACCACUGCGUUCUUUGUGGAUCUCUCAAAAAACUGUCAUCUGGUUAAAUGAAGUGCCUGAAUAUGAUUCUUGGGAUUUCACACCUAUAAUGUUAGUGUCCACUUCCUCCCCAAAUGGCGCUUAUCAGCAAAAGACCACCUCUGAGUUUAGUUGGAAUUAUAUUCCUGGGGCUGGAGAUGAUGAAGAAAGUUGGGCUAGAGGGUUAUCGCCUAACCUUUUCUGGAAGCAUGCAUACGAUCUUAUAAGCUCAGGACCCAAUUUAUGUAACCAGAAGGUGGCUGACAUUGUUGAAAAGGAUAGAGUAUAUCGUGCUCAAAGAGGGGGAAAUGCUUCUCAGAUAUCUGUCAGGCCUUCAAAGUUUUCAAGGACCUUGGAUGACCUACCUAUCAAACAGCCAAUGGAACUGGAAGUUCCAAACCUAGAUGAAAAUAAAGACUCUUCAAGUUCAAGUGCUUUAGAUGACUCUACCAUAUUCUGGCUGGACUUGACGAAUGUAGCAGUUGGUGCAACUCGUCUUGCUAUGGAGAUCUCAUGUAGUGACAGCUUGUUGUGUUGCGGUGGAGAGUCACUUUCACGAUGCCUAGAGAAUACCGAAGCUUAUUUACAUCUGCAAAUUGUUAGCUCAAAAUUUGAUCGGUUUUCCCUGUUUAGAAAUCUGCCUUAUGCCCUGGAUUUUGCUAGGCUGAACUUAAGGCAAGGGAAAAGACUCAUUAUUUGCUGCAAUGAUGGACAAGACAUCAGUAUAUGUGUUUGUCUGGCAAUCUUGGUAUCAUUAUUCAACGACAAAGGACAAUUCGAUGAUGGGAAGUCUUUCAGCGAGACACAUAUGACUAAGUCAGAAUUGCGACGGCGGUUGGUUUUUAUCUGUAAAUUUGCUGUAAAUGCUCGCCCCUCCAGAGGAAAUUUGAAGCAAGUCUUUAAUUAUCUUAGUGGCGGGAGUGCCGGCAAUGCUUCAUCUAAAUAACAUUUGAAGGACAUGAGGUUUUUGACUGGCUAUUUGUUUGAUUAAAAAAAAUGUCAAUUCGAUUAAAAGAAAAUGGUUUUUCUGCUGUUGUUGUA
Molecule: messenger RNA, 1780 nt
Organism: Coffea arabica (coffee)
Lineage: Eukaryota; Viridiplantae; Streptophyta; Magnoliopsida; Gentianales; Rubiaceae
Product: tRNA A64-2'-O-ribosylphosphate transferase
Biological process (GO): charged-tRNA amino acid modification
Cellular component (GO): cytoplasm
Molecular function (GO): tRNA adenosine(64)-2'-O-ribosylphosphate transferase activity
Source: RefSeq, a predicted model, not a curated record